AAACAUACAAAUCGAAUCUUUGUUGGAGUUUGUUUUAUAUAGCUUUAUUCUUGACAACUAGAUGUCGCGAUUGUUUGUUUGGAUUAGGCAAGCAGACAACAAUCGGUUUCAAACUUUGUCAGUGUUUGUUUUCAGUCACCAGCAGUGGACUUGCUUGUUAUCUUUGUGCCUAGUGUAAAGUUAAGUCUGCUGUGUCUGUGCAUUUUAAAUAAUUCAACAAUUCUUUCGGAUAGUUAUAAUGAUUCAAUUCUCGGUAUUUUUAGUAUUGGUAGUAAAUUGUUUCGUGUUCUGCCAUGCUUCAAAAAUAUUAGUGCUAAGUCCUGUUGCCUCCAAGAGUCAUAAAAUUUCAAUGAUGCCAAUUGUCCGAGCUUUAGCUCAACGUAAUCAUCAUGUAACGAUUGUAACAUCACACUCGCAAGAAGAAUAUCUAGAAAAUGUUCACGAUAUUGUGGUGCCUAAUCCUUACAUGAAUGAUGGAAAGUUUGAUUGGUUUGCAAUGAACUCAAUUAAUCCAUUCGUAUUGCAAUUUAAAAUCUUUUACAACUUUGCUACUAUAUCAAAAUUCAAUUAUGAAGCAGUGAUGAACAAUCCAGAAUUCUUACUUGUCCUAAAAAGACGUGAAAUUGACCUUGUAAUUUUGGAUGAUAGUUUUAAUGAUUUCUGUCUUAAAAUUAUUGAAGACCUUAAAGUUCCUUUCGUGUACUUCAGUUCAUCCACUGGGUAUCCUUGGGUUUUUAACUCAAUGGGGGCAUCCCAAGAACUUUCCAGUGUCCCAAGUCGUUUUACUGGGUACGACAGUACCAUGAAUUUCAAACAACGCAUAUUCAAUACUUUGGCUGGACUUGGAGCCCAAAUAUUGAGAAGUUUAAUUGUAAUUCCUGCAAUUGAUGCCUAUACUAAAAAGGAUUUUCCAUCAGCUCGCUCGAUUUCUGAUAUCGAGAAAGAUGCCAGCUUGUACUUCCUUAGUAGUCAGUGGGCCACAACUUGGCCCAGAUCUGUACCACCAACAGUCAUACAACUUGGUCCCCUUCAUAUUCGUCCACCUCAAACACUUCCUCAGGCUAUGGAUCGUUUUAUAAGGGAGUUUGAGAAAGAUGGCUUUAUUCUAUUUACUCUGGGAUCGAUCCCAUCAUCCAAAUUCAUGCCUAAGAAAUACGUUCAAACUUUUGUGAAAGUCUUUUCUCAAAUUCCUCAAAGAGUAAUCUGGAAGUGGGAUGAUUCGAGUGAAAUACCAGAGAAUCUUUCAGCGAAUGUUUUGCUUGUUGAUUGGUUACCUCAGCAAGAUCUGCUAGGUCACUCCGCUAUUCGAUUGUUUAUCACUCACGGGGGGUUUUUAGGAAUGCAAGAAGCGUUAUAUCACUCUGUCCCUUUACUUGCUUUGCCCUUUGGCACUGAUCAGUAUCUAAACUCUGCUAAAGUGAGAAAAGAAGGCUGCGGAUUACACCUAGACUGGGACAAUCUAGAUGAGGCAACUUUAUUCACUUCAAUCACAAGCAUAAUAAAUAAUUCAAGUUUCAAAGAUAAUACUCGACGACUGUCCCUUUUGAUGCACGAAGAAUUCCUUAAAGGCCAAGAUACAGCUGUUAAAUGGAUUGAGCAUGUCAUCCGUUUUAAUGGGACGAAACACUUGAAACCAACAUCCCAAAACAUUCCAUUUUAUCAACUGUAUCUUUUGGAUGUUGGUUUAUUUCUAGUUGUCAUUAGUUUCAUCAUAGUUGUCGUUACAGCAAAUAUGGUGCGGUUUAUAAUAUGGUGCUUGUUAGCAAGUUUAAAAAUUUUUAAAACAACCCCUUCUUACAAGUCGAACUUAAAAAAAAUAACGUGAAUUUGUAGAGCCCGUUUCUCUAUCUUCCUUCCUUGCUCUUCUCUUGGGCCAUAAUACAAUAAUAAAGAUGUUAAAUUAUUGUUAGA
This is a messenger RNA of Daphnia pulex (common water flea), 1911 nucleotides long. RefSeq names its product UDP-glycosyltransferase UGT5-like. The record is from RefSeq and is a predicted model, not a curated record. The transcript has 4 exons. Gene Ontology annotation, molecular function: UDP-glycosyltransferase activity. The coding region runs from base 239 to 1825 and encodes 528 amino acids. Lineage: Eukaryota; Metazoa; Arthropoda; Branchiopoda; Diplostraca; Daphniidae.